Blastomyces dermatitidis ER-3 is the source of this 2427-nucleotide messenger RNA. RefSeq names its product serine/threonine-protein kinase Sgk2. The transcript has a single exon. Gene Ontology annotation, molecular function: protein kinase activity; ATP binding. The record is from RefSeq and is a predicted model, not a curated record. Gene Ontology annotation, biological process: protein phosphorylation. Bases 1 to 2427 code for a protein of 808 amino acids. NCBI's taxonomy places the organism in Eukaryota, Fungi, Ascomycota, Eurotiomycetes, Onygenales, Ajellomycetaceae.
AUGGAUAGUUUAUCGGGGGAUGAUCUCUCUAUUAUCUCCAAGCAUCCUUUCAAUGACUCCCUUCAUCGUUUGCACAAGUACCUUCAAGAGUCUGAACACUACUGUAAUGAUAAAGCGACGGAUGACAGCGAAUAUUUUCAAGAUGCAAUAUCGAAACUGCUUACUACAUUGAUGGGUGAAAGAUCAGCUUUCAAUCUUCGCUCACCGGCAAGCAACCAAGAUGUGGCUUCUGAGCUGUCAGGUAUUUUCCGCCGCCUGCGCAGUGGGGAUUUCAGCUACGAAGAUUACCGUCCGUUGGUACGGCUCAUACUCCAAAAAGCGUCUGACAUUGACAUAUGGAAGACUGUAUUCGAUCUUAUCGUCGCUGUAUCGCGAUGUACACCCCUUCCAACCGUUCCCCCGACAUCACAGGCCACACCGCUGAGAUCUACUUCCUCUUCCCAGCAAGGCAAAGAACAGACGCGUGAGCUUGUAGAGCUGAGGAUCUUUGACGAGAUUAAGACGUGCACAUACAGGGUUGUUGAGGGCUUCGACGCGAAAUAUUUCCAAGGAAAGGACUGGGAGGAAGGUUUUUCCACCAUCUAUGAGAGAGUGCUACAGCGAGGCCACGAUGAGGUUGAGGACUUUCCCGAUCCUCCGACGGAGGAAGACGUUCUUGAGUGGUUGUUCGGCCUCCAGGAGAGGUUCUUUGCUGAGACGCGCGGGUACUACUACAAGAAGACGAUAAAGAAGAAAGACCUGACCGGGUCGGAAGCCGAGCGACAGCUCGAUUUCUUGAUGAAGCGGAGAAAGAACGAGAACAAGGACACCAGACAUGACUGGAAGGAUAUCCAUGUCAUCGGUGAGCUGAAGCAGCCCGAUUUUGACAAGGGGACACUCUUACAGAUGGAGCGGUACGUGCGAGACGUCUUCGCUGCGCAGCCGACCCGUCGGUUCGUCCACUCCUUCACCCUUUGUGGGUCUGAAAUGGAGUUAUGGGUGACUGACCGAUCAGGCCCGUAUAGCUCUGGACCCUUUGAUAUUCGCCGUGACCCUAAAAGAUUCUUCAGGGCCAUGAUUGGAUAUACGUUGAUGAGCGAUGAAGAGCUAGGACUCGACGUGUUCACCACCUUGCACGAUGACGGAUGCCGGACAGUCUCUAUAUCAGAUGCUGACAGCGGAAGGAAACAACUGCGGCUACAACCAAAACCUAUCGCCGUUCAGUCAGCUGUUGUUUGUCGUGGCACCUGCUGCUUUCUCGCCAACCGCCCAGGCAUUCCAAACUCGGAUGGUGAAAGCGUGGUCAAGUUCUCGUGGAUGUCUGCCAGACGGCGCCCGGAAGUCGACCUUCUCCGACUCGCACACCAACGCGGUGUGAAAGGGGUUGCCAAAGUCAUUGGGCAGGGCACCGUCACGAGCAUCGCGGAGCUGCGUGAUGGUCUUUCUUUUGGGGAGCCGUAUCCUUUCCGCGGUCGUCCUGCUCUCAGUGUGUCGUCUUCGUUUAGCCUAUCGCAACCCCAGAGCCAGCAGUCUCAGUCAAUUACACAGCUGCAGGGACUAAGCCUCGCGAAGGGCUCUUCAUCGGGUUCUUCGAGGAAGCGGAAAUCUAGACAGGCGGUAGGUGCACCACCUCUCAAACGGUCACGGUCGAGCAAGAGAUUCCAGGAUAUCGCAUCCAAUGACGAGGUGUCGUUCGAUGUCGAGGCAGCGCAGAAGACUAGCCUGGUCGCCUCCACGAGAGAAGGGCCGUUCGACAACCGCAUCUUCCGCUGUUUGGCCAUCACACCUGCAGGACGGGCGAUCCAUCAGUUCACUUCGGCAAAGGAGUUGCUGCUUGCGCUACGCGAUGCGAUCAAGGCGCACCGGUCCCUCUACCUGGACGGCAAAAUCCUCCAUCGCGAUAUCUCUGAGAACAAUAUCAUCAUCACCAAUCCGGACAAGGCUGAUGGCUACCACGGCAUGUUGAUCGACCUUGAUCUCGCCAAGGAACGCGACAAGGGCCGCACUGGGGCGAGACAGCAGACAGGCACGAUGGAGUUCAUGGCGAUUGAGGUGUUGGACGGAACAGACCAUACCUACCGUCACGAUCUAGAAUCGUUUCUCUACGUGCUUAUUUGGCAGUGUGCUCGUCACGGUUGGAGACUAUCGACGAACUUACAGGGCCGACCCAAAGUAAGCCGCCUGGCAAAGUGGUAUACAGGAUCAUACGACGACAUUGCACGUAUUAAAGCGAGUGAUAUGGGUGCCAAAAGAUUCGAAAAUCUGUUGGUUGAGUUUCCGCCCGAGUUCGAGGAGGUAAAGUCUCUGUGUCGAGAUGUGAGGAAGGUCUUGUUUCGUAUCUACAAAGAUGAUAUUUUUACAGGGACACCAGUGAAAUCGGAAGUUCUCUAUGAUCCAAUUAUUCAAGCCUUUGACAGGGCUAUUACACUUAAUAAUGCGAAAAUAUAA